AUGCCAUGGACCUGGUCAUUCCCAGACAUUUAUUCAACAUUUCUGUCAGCAUUGUCAUUAAUUUUUCUUAUUCUUCCCACCACACCACAAUUUGCCAAAGAGGCAAUUGAGGCCGAACCUUUGACCACCUCUCAGCUAAACAGUUAUGGCAUCUCUCCUUCCGUUCUGGUGUAUUCACUUAUCCUUUCUCCUCGUGUCACCCCUUCACUUCACAAUUUGUUACUUGCUUCUCUAAUUUUAGUUGAGGUGUGCCCUUUUGCUCGUAUUCAGUUAGGCCUAAUCACACUCCCCGUUGGUUCAUACAUACCCUCCAAUGUGCUUGGAGGGAGGAUCCAAGACAUCAGUCUUCCCGAUCAUCCUCUUCCGCCAGGUCCUGUCAAAAGGGUACGCCUCUACGAGAUUAAGAUAAACAAGCUAAAAAUUGUGAUAAUGAAGAUGUGCUGCGGAGCUAUGGGAUAG
Protopolystoma xenopodis is the source of this 459-nucleotide messenger RNA. The record is from the annotation of a GenBank genome assembly. NCBI's taxonomy places the organism in Eukaryota, Metazoa, Platyhelminthes, Monogenea, Polystomatidea, Polystomatidae.